Molecule: messenger RNA, 630 nt
Organism: Blepharisma stoltei
Lineage: Eukaryota; Ciliophora; Heterotrichea; Heterotrichida; Blepharismidae
Source: the annotation of a GenBank genome assembly
AUGAAUACAGACUAUCAUAUGAAAAGCUUCCACUGCGACGCAUGCCAAAGCGAUUAUUUACAAGACUUAAACCAGCCCAUGAGAUGCUCAAGAUGUUCAUCUCAAUCAGUUCACGAUAAGACUCCGAAUCCUCAAUCACAAUCUUUCCCGUCCACAUCCGGACGAGAAGAAAACCCUUCACAGAGCACAAAUCAACCUCUCUAUGAUCUACAUAUACAUCGAGUUUUUAAUCUAAUGCCAGAUGGCUCUGUGAUUGUGACACAAACAAACCUCUAUAUCCCGGUAUCUUUAAGGAAUACAAAUCCUCAAGACUUUGCAAAUUUUUCAUCAUUUAUGAAUUUUGUAUCACUUCUAGAUAUACUAAAUCAAGCCCAACAAAAUCAGCAAGGCUCUCCACCUGCAUCUGAAGAGGCCAUUAACUCUUUGCCCUUAAUUAAUUGUACAAUCGCAAAAUCAGUAUGCCCAAUUUGCCAAGAUAACUAUAGAGAAGAAGAUAAAAUCCGACAAAUGCCUUGCAAGCAUGAUUUCCACGAUAGUUGUCUUUCAACAUGGCUCAGGAUGCACAACACCUGUCCUAUCUGCAGGUUUCAGCUUUCAAGUCCAAAUGGCCCACAAGUUCCUGUAUCAUAA